This is a messenger RNA of Nothoprocta perdicaria, 3115 nucleotides long. It is a transcript of the gene CCDC177, whose product is annotated as coiled-coil domain containing 177. Bases 1 to 1803 code for a protein of 600 amino acids. The transcript has 2 exons. NCBI's taxonomy places the organism in Eukaryota, Metazoa, Chordata, Aves, Tinamiformes, Tinamidae. The record is from RefSeq and is a predicted model, not a curated record.
AUGAACAGUUACAACAACAAUCAGCCCAUGCGAACUGAAACCGCUGCCGCGGAGGGCAGCCGCUACGUGCUGACGAGCCCGCGCUCGCUGGAGGCGUGCGCGCGCUGCGCCGUGCGGCCCGUGGAGCUGCUGCCGCGCGCCCUGGGCGAGCUGCUGCGCGAGGCGCCCGGCCGCUCCAUGCGCGUGGCCGCCGGCCUCUACGAGGCCUACGAGAGGGAGCGGCGGCGCAAGCUGCAGCAGUGCCGCGACGAGCGCGACAGGAUCAUCCGCGAGGAGAAGAGGAGGAUCCUGGCGCCGCUCGGCAGCCUGCCACCCUCUCCUGCCGCCCGCCUGGCCCCCAGGGCCGCCCCCGCGGCCGCGGCGCCCCGGCCUCCCGGCGAGGCCCGGCCGGCGGCGGGCGCCAGGGCCAAGACCAAGAGCCACUCGCUGGACUCGCUGCAGAAGCGUCGGGACGGCGCUUGGGGCAAGACGUCCUCGGAGUCGGGCGCCUCGUCCUCCUACAGCGGGGAGAGCCUGCGGGAGCGCGGCAAGGGGCGCCCCCGCGAGCGGGCAGCGGCGGCCGCCACCUCCCUGCUGGGCCGCAGCUUCAGCCUGGGCGACCUCAGCCACUCGCCGCAGACGGCGCAGCGCGUGGAGAGGAUCGUCAGGGAGGUGAAGAGGAAGAAGGGCCUCAAGGAGGUACCCGAGCGGGACAAGAAGAUCGCGGCGCUGAUGCUCGCCAAGCACCAGGAGGCCAGCAUCCUGCGGGAGCAGCGGCAGGCCGCCCACCUGCAGUGGGACAGCCAGCGGCGCCUGGCGGAGCAGCGCAAGGAGCAGGAGGAGAAGGAGAAGCAGCGGGCUCUGGCGCAGGGCCAGCGCCUGUGGGAGUGCCAGGUGGAGAAGCGGCGCGGCAGGCUGAGCCAGGAGCAGCACGAGGCCGCCCUGCUGAAGCAGAAGCAGCGCCUGGUGUGCGAGGAGAGGUGGCGGGAGCAGGCGGAGAAGCAGGAGCGGCUGCGCAGGGAGAAGCUGGAGAGGGCCAUCCAGGAGGACAAGCAGAAGAAGCUCCACCAAGAGCACAACUUGAAGGCAAAGGAGGACAUCAAGAAGGAGCACCGAGAGCGAGAGGAGCAGCUUCUCCAAGAGAAGCUGUCCACGGCUGCACAGAAGAGGCUGAGGAAGGAGGUGCAGCUGCAGAAGGAGAAGAAACUGCUCAACCAGACAGAGAAGUUGAAGCACGAGGCCUUGCUCAAAGAGCUGGCCAAGCAAGAGGCAGAAGAGAAGGAGAUGCUGAAGGCCUCCCUGGAGAUGAGUUUAACAAAAGCUCAGGAGAACUACGAGCAGCUAAUGGAGAGGAGGAACCAGGAGCUGAGGGAAAAGGCCAGGCGGGAGGAGAUGCAGAUUCAGAGGGCCAAACUGGCAGCAGAAAGGAAGGAAAGAGAGCAAAAGGAGCACUUGGCGGCCCUGGCUAAAGAGACAGAGAGAAAGCUCCAGCAUGCUGCCCAGGUAGCCGAAGAGGUGGUCCAGGAGAAAGCCCGCAAGGUGGUCAUGAGCCGCCUGGAAAAGGAGAAGGUGCAGAAGAUGAACAAGCAAAAGGUAGAGCAGUACGAGGACUUACGACGCAGAGAGAUCCUCCUCUCUAUAGAGAGGAAGCUGGAGAGGAGCGAGCAAAUCUUCAAGGAGAAGAAGACGGUCUUAGAAAACGCCAGGUCUGUCGCUCGCGCAUCCUUCCACGUCCGGGAAAAGGUCCGGGAGGAGACCAACACGCGCACCUUUGACAAGAUGGCCUUGGAAGCAGAACUGCAUGCCAACCUGGAUAAGAAGUGAAAGGUCUUUUCAUGGAUAAGUGGGGAUACGGCACCUGAGGAUGUCCAUCAUAAUGCAUCAGAACGCUCCUCUGCAUCGGAACAUUUCAAAGCAGCAACAACCAACCACCACCCUAACCCGUUACGCUGGUGGGAGAGCAGGGUACCGCACAAAAACCGUGGCAGCUAUUUCACGUACUUUUUAAAAUAUGCUUUUGUUUUGGGGCAUGUUUUAAGGACUGACCUCAAUCACCUUUAGAAAGAAGUGAGCCUUUUUGUCCUCCACCCUACAAGCACACACGUUUUCUCAGAGAGGACUGCAGAGACUUGCUUGAAAGCUGUGAGUUACCCGUUGUUUGCCUGAGCCGGGGCUGACUGCCGCCGCACUCUUCUUUUAGUGUGGCAAUGCAGGCAGUAAGAGAUGACAGGCCUAAAAAAAGAACCAACACCAACUCACCUCGUUCUGGUUUGAGCACAGUUCGGCUUGGUUUAAGUUACAGGGCUGCAUUCUCAAAGCUGUUGUCUUUUCCAUGAUAAUGAUGAGGAACGGCUGUAUUCGGGCCCUUGGGUGCCCCUUACCCACUGCUGGUGUCAAGUGUGGGGGGAGAAAAGCACAGACCGAGAUUUCAUAACACCAUGCAAGUAGACAUUAUGAUCAGAGCUGGGCAGAAGCUGUUAAAAUUGUUCACAGAAACUACAGUUUGUGACUGGUUUUGCUCCCUGAGUUCUUCAGCACUCUUCCUUUCUGAGUUUCUGUUAUGAAUGUCUGCAGAAUACUCUUCCUUUGGAGAAGGGAAGGCAGAAGUCCACAAACUGAAAGGCAUCUAUGCGACCUGUUUGCUCAGUAAAUUACCAAAAUGAACUUGUGGAAACCGGCCUUUGUCACAGACUUGCAGAUUAUUUGCUCCCUCCUUAGAGAGUCUGUGGAGACUCUGAUCUUGGAAAUACAGCUUGACAUAACAAGGCCCUGAUUAACCUAAUCCUGCUUUGGGCAGAAGAUUGGAACCUAAAUUAUUCUGUGAUUCCAUGAAUUGCUUGCAAUAUCAAGCUCACCCAGCUCUUAUCAUUGUCUGCUAGGCAGGGCAGCAUUUAUCUGCCCACUGGUGCUAACAGUUGUAUUCUCACUUUAGGGCACAAGAAAGAGUGGAUGCACAAAAUAAGCUACGUUAUAGAUUCUCUUAGCAAGGAUCACAGCGUUUUUUAACUCUAACCCAAUACUGUAUAGAGGGAAACGAGUCCUUCUGCCGCUAAUGCACUGGAAAUGUGAAAAAGCCUGCCUACACCCUGAGGAAAACCUUUAAAUAAGACAGUGUUCUGCUCUGCUUUCCCACAUU